This is a messenger RNA of Echinops telfairi (small Madagascar hedgehog), 858 nucleotides long. RefSeq names its product lipocalin 2 (gene LCN2). The record is from RefSeq and is a predicted model, not a curated record. The transcript is spliced from 6 exons. NCBI's taxonomy places the organism in Eukaryota, Metazoa, Chordata, Mammalia, Afrosoricida, Tenrecidae. The coding region runs from base 118 to 714 and encodes 198 amino acids. Gene Ontology annotation, molecular function: small molecule binding.
GGCUGGUAGCCAGGUGGGCCCAUAAGUAGGAGGCUGCUCCCUCCCUGGCCUUCUGUGCCUUCACUGCCUGCCCGGCCCAGCAGCUCCCUGGAGUGCAGCUUGCUCAGCCCUGAAACCAUGGCCCUACGUGUCCUGUGGCUGGGCCUCGCUCUCCUGGGGGCCUUGCAGAGCCAGGCCCAGGAGCUCAACCUGCUGCCAGCCCCCCCGCUGCUCAAGGUCCCUCUGCAGCCCGACUUCCAGGAGGACCAGUUCCAGGGGAAGUGGUACGUCAUUGGCCUGGCGGGGAACGCAGUGGGCAAAGAUCAAGGUGAGUUCAAGAUGUACACCACGACCUAUGAGCUGAAAGACGAUGGCAGCUACAAUGUCACCUCCACCCUGCUUAGGAAUGACAACUGUGUCUACUGGAUCCGAACUUUUGUCCCAAGUUUCCAGCCAGGCCAAUUCAACCUGGGCAACAUUAAAAAUUUCCAAGGCAUUCAGAGUUACACGGUGCGUGUGGUAGCCACUGAUUACAACCAGUUUGCCACUGUGUUCUUCAAGAAGGUGUCCAAUGGACAAGAGUAUUUCAAGACCACCCUCUACGGGAGAACCAAGGAGCUGACUCCGGAGCUGAAGGAAAACUUCGUGCGUUUUGCCAAAUCCCUGGGGCUCACGGAUGACCACAUCAUCUUCUCUGUCCCAAUUGAUCGGUGCAUCGACGGUGACAAUGUGUGACGGUGCCGCCUUGAGGACGGCUGCCCCCAGCCAACCCUGCUGGCAGUGGCAGAGCUAGAAGACCCUCCGCUGGACCUGGCUCCCCCUGACUGCCCUCCUGACCCAGCCCAUGUAGCUUGCUGAAUAAACACCCAAGUCACCAGG